UAAGAGUAGGAAAGUUAAGAUUCUGUGGUUCUUUCGUCCCUGUGAGAUUUUAAACUUUUUGGAAGGUUACGAGACGCUUGAUAACGAGUUGUUUAUGGCAUGUGGUGAAGGAUUAGGGCUUUCAAAUAUUAAUCAUCUGAAGGUUGGCUGCAAUUGUGGUGGCAAUGCGGUUGCAGAGGUCCCAAAAACCUGGAUGCCGUGGGCUUGCGGCUGCAAUCGUUGUUGUGGACCUUUAUUUAAACCUUGCAUGAUGCUAAUACUGUUGUUGUGUCAAGUGUUCAAAAUUUAAACUUGUUGUUAAAAUUGAAUUUUAUAAGAGAAAGAAGGUAGAUCACUUAUUCAAUUUUUAGGGGUUAGUUAACCUGCCAAACCUAAAGACACCAUGCAAAAAGGCUUCAGUGUGGUAACUUCUUUACGGCGGGCCAUGGCAGCUGCGGCAUCCAUGGUGGAAAAACUGAAAAACAUGUAAUGGGACCAGGUAGCAUGACUAACACAGAACAUAAAGUCCCAUGGGUGAAAAACCUCAUAACAAAGUUUCAACCUCUCAAACAUGCUUUCACAGUUCUGUUUCAACAGACACCGCUCUCUCCAUCAAUCCAUGCAUCCUUUGAUUCCUUUCUCCUUCGCAAGUCGCAAACCACUGAGCCUUUUCCUGUUUUUUUAACUCCAUUUGUCAUCUCCUUUUUCUCGUCCUUAACUUUUUCUGUUCUUUUUCCUUUUUUAUGCUACUUUUUGUCCUGCUCUUUUUUUUAUUUCCUUCAAUUCUGAUUACACAAAUUGUUGGUAAGGAUUAGAUGAACAAACCACUUUUCAAACCAAGCAAUAACACAAUUUUUUUUAAGAGACAGGAAGAUAGUGAAAUAAUGAGGAACGUUGCUUGAAUUGGUAGAGAAUUAGGGGGGUGAAUAAAUAAGGAGAAUUAAAGAAGUAAACAGAGAAAACACAAUGAAAACAAAGAGAAAGCUACAAGAAAAUUGAAAACAAAGAAAAUAGAGAAUGAAAAAGAGAGAUUCUUUCAGCCAAGUUUCUUCAUUGGGCAACAGUGUCAUCUGCCAUAUCUAUAUGGUGGACUGGCUGGUGCCAUAAUCCACCAUUUGUCAUUGUUAACAUGUGGUAUAUCUUUUCGCAUUCUUCAUGACAGGAUCUGCUUGGCAAAUUCCACCUGGUGGGAAAAAAUUACUUCAAUUGUUGUAGCAUUUCCCUUUAAUGGAAGCUAUUGCUGGAAAAUGCAAUGUUGUUUGCUUUUCUAAGGACGGCAGGAAUCCACAUCCAUUAGAUGAAGAACUUCAAAAUGCCGACUUUGUAUGCUAUUGUUUCUUUGAUGUUGGGAGGCAUAAAAUAUUGGACAAGACAGAUGACAAAAUUGCUGGAAUUGAAGUUAAAAAUAUUUUUAACAAUUUAGAUAGUCAAAAGCUUGGUGGUCUUUUGAGACUUGAUUUAGAUGGGAAAGAUGUUAGUGCUAAAGUCACGACAAAUAAUGAAGCGGUGGCUCUUUCAAGUGAAAAAAACAAUCAGCUUUUGAUUGAUAAACUAGAUGGCAAGCGUUAUGACACUGGUGAUUCUAAGCCAUCAUUUGGAGAAAAAUGCACCUCUAGCCUUGGUUUAAAGGACGCAAAUAAAUCGAAUGAUGGCUUGAACUCUAUAUCUCGUGACAAGACCUUGCCUCUAGCCAAAGAAAAAGAGAAUGGUGUUUGUAAGGCUUUGGCUAAACAAAAAUCAUCCACCAAACUAUCACAUUCUUCUAGAGAUGGUUUGGAAAUGACAGGAAACUCUAAAACCGGAGGCAAUGCUUUUUGUUUAGCCAAGAUUGAUUCAGAAGAUACUGUUGGUGUCCCCGAUCGACAAAUCAACAAGCGAUUGGUGGAGGGCAAGGCUUCUGAAAAGGAAAAAUAUGGCGUUUCUAGUGCAAAUAAAACGAAUGAUGUGCAUAAUCGAAGGAAUUAUGACAAUGCAAAAAUUUCAAACACUAGACCAAAUGUCUCUAUGGAUAACACCUUUUUGAAGUCUAAGAUUGAUUUAGAAAAGGGUGGACGCGAUAUUGUUGGUGUCCCCGAUAGACACUUCAACAAGCAAUUGAUGGAGGGCAAGGCUUCUGAAAAGGAAAAAUACGGCGUUUCUAAUGCCAUGAUAACAAAUGAUGUGCAAAAUCGAAGGAAGCAUGAUAAUGAUGUGAAGGAAGUCCCUUCGAAAAAGCUAAAGACCGACACAAUGUCAACAAAACACUCUGCUGACAAGUUUCGUAAAGAAUCUUCUACAGCUUCUCCAAACGUGGAACACAGGCUAGAUUAUCGUGUAAUGGAAGUUACUCAGAGACCCGAUAUUGAUAGAAGCAAAUGGUUUAAACCAAUGCCUUGGGAGGAAAGAAUGAGAAAUGCCCAUGAACAAGGAAAACUUGUGCUGCUUGAAAAUUUGGAUCCUUCUUUAACUUCAUCAGAAGUACAGGAUAUUAUUUGGCUUGGCUUUAAAGAAAGUUGUACUGUGAUGGUGAUCCAGAAAACUGCAGAAUCUAGUCCUCAUUCUGGUCAAGCUUUUGUUAUAUUUAAAAGAAAGGAAGCGGCAGAGUCUGUUAUUAGAAAAUUAGAGGAGGGCUGUUUCUUGAUGUCAAAUGGGCGCCCACUUGUGGGAAGCUUUGGACUUCCUUGCUUUCCGGAAAAGAAGCCAAUAUUUUAUGGUCAUCAUGUUAAUGAUCAUCUUCGAUUGCAAACACAACGUGAGAUGAAAGAUGCUGUAUCUACUUCACAUUGUUCUCAGCCAAACAACAUUGAGUACGAUAUGGCCGUAGAGUGGUGUUUACUCCAAGAAAGAGCAGACAAAUCUUGGAGAAGACUGUAUCAGCGACAAGGCGAGGAGUUGAGAAAACUCAAAGCUAAGUUGAAUGUUAAAAUCUAAACGAUCUCCACUGACCCUUCUAAUUAUUGUUGAAAGUGAGACUGACUUUGUUCACUGAGGUUGUGGCAUGUCUGGCAAUUUUUUCGGUUCAGAGCUUUAAAUAUAAUUAGUUUUGUUGCCAACCACCUGGCUAGCUGAUGAACAUUUUGUUGCCCGGUCCAAUUUCACUGUUGUUGUAUUAUAUAUAUAUAGUUUCUUUUCUUUGAUGGAAACUUCAUUAUUUUUUUUAUGUAAUUCAAUUCUUAUGAAGUGUUGAUCGUUUUCGA
Messenger RNA from Cicer arietinum (chickpea), 3155 nucleotides. RefSeq names its product protein ANTI-SILENCING 1. Gene Ontology annotation, molecular function: RNA binding; chromatin binding. The record is from RefSeq and is a predicted model, not a curated record. Lineage: Eukaryota; Viridiplantae; Streptophyta; Magnoliopsida; Fabales; Fabaceae.